UGUGGGAGAAGGUUCCUCAGAUCUGUUCAUCCUCACCAGCAUCCUGUAAGUCAAAUACCUAUACAUAAAGGCUGGAUCCUGGAUGGCUUUCCAAUGACAUUAAACCAAGCAGAGCUUCUGGAGGAAGCACUCACAGGCUACAACAGAAACCUCAUAGAACUGCAGGGAAAGAAAUCACAAACAUCCACAUUAGCUGUUGACCCUACAGCUUCCAAAGAAGUGCCUCGUCUCCCUUCUGCAUUUGAUUUUGUCAUGUUAUUAGACAUUUCAGAUAAUUCCUCACUGAAUCGCAUGAAUGACAUGAUGGCUGAAGCAUUUUCAAGUGACGCUCCUCAUGAAGAUAUCAAUCAGCGUGUAGCGGCUAAAAACAAAGGUACGGAUGAGGACCAGAAUUUAAGAGAUCAAAUACAGCACAGAAUUGUAGGCUUCCUUGACAACUGGCCUUCAUUGGAGCAGUGGUUUACAGAGCCAGAAAACAUUUUGAUAAAAAUCAAUGCUGAAGUAGAUAAACAGUCAUUGUGCCAAAAAGUAAAGGAAAUGUUUAUGACUGAAAUAAUGAAAAAAGAAAAUAAAGUGAAAAAGAAAUUAGAAGAAAAGGAAGCUGAGAGAAAAGAAGAAGUUUCCCUGAUUGAGAAGACGUCCUCGCCGCCUCCUCCCCCUCCCGCUCCAGAACCGGAAAAAGAGAAGGAAGUCCACCUUCCCCAGGAGCGGUCCAAAACUCCUGCUGCAAAAGGAAAGCAAGCAUCAGAACCCCCGCAUGGUAAUCGAGAACCUCUUCAGGAAGGAAAAGGGAAGAAAAGUGAAACUUCACUCAAAAGAAAAGGUUCUCCUAGAGGAAAAUCGCUAGGAGGGAAGAUUCCACUCAAGAAAUCACCUGCCGAGUCUACAGAUGUUUCACCAGUCCCAGUAGUGCCAGCCCCAGCGAAGCCCGGAUCAGAGGAGUGGGUGUAUGUAAAUGAACCAAUUCCUGAGGAAAUACCAUCAUUUUUAGUACCAUACUGGAAACUGAUAGAAAGUUCCUAUAUAAAUUCCAUCAAAACAGUACUCAGGCAGCUGAGAGAAGGCCAGCAUACCGUAUUUGCUCACUUAUAUGAUAUUAGAACAGGCUUCCAGCAGUUUCUGAGGCGUCCAGACCACAAGCAAGACUUCGUGUCUCAGUGGCAGGCAGAUUUCAAUUCCCUUCCUGACGACCUGUGGGAUGAUGAGGAAACAAAGGCUGAGCUACACCAAAGAGUGAAUGAUUUACGGGAACGCCUGUGGGACAUUUGCGAUGCCCGCAAGGAAGAAGCAGAGCAGGAGCGUCUGGACAUCAUUAAUGAGAGCUGGUUGCAGGACUCGAUGGAAGUCGCCAUGAACCAUUUUUUCUCACUGAUGCAGGCAGAAAUGAACCGUUUCCAAGAUACGAAGAGAUUCCUACAAGAUUAUUACAGGGCCAUGGAAUGUAAAAUUCCAGUGGAUGACACUAAGAGAUUCACUCAAGUCCCACUGGUCCAACUGGAUAGUAAAGAUAUUUUGGAAAGCCAAUUUAGAAUUCCCCUGGUUCCUCGAAGAUCCAUUUCUCCAGAGUCAGCUUUAUCCAAGCCCAAAACAAAAAGCAUCCUGAAGGGCAAGAUUGAUUACACGCUGGAAAGUGUAGAGUUAAACUUUGAGGCCGAUGAGAAGAUGGUGAUGGAUGUGUGGCAGCAGUCUUCUUUGGCAAUAUCUCACAUGGUGGCUGCUGAAAUUCAUCAGAGGCUCAUGGAAGAAGAAAAAGAAAACCAGCCAGCAGACACAAAAGAAAAACCUCCUCAGGCGGCUGCAAAUAAAAAAGUGAAAAAGGAGCCUCCACCACCACCACCGCAACCCAAGAAAAAAAAAGAGGACAAAAAAGGAAAAGGUAAAUCCCCACCUAUGGCAGAAGCUGCUUCUGUAGUAGUGCCGGCAGAAGAGACUGAGGAAGUGGAAGUAAAAAACGAACUGAAGCUCAAAAUAAAGGAAGAGCAUCUUGCCGCCCUGCAAUUUGAAGAGAUAGCUACACAGUUCCGACUUGAACUGAUAAAGGUAAAGGCAUUGGCUUUCCUGGAAGAGUUAGUAGUAAAGGCGGUCGAUGUAUAUAGACUCAUGGAAAAGUGGCUCGGUGAGAGGUACUUGAAUGAAAUGGCCAGUGUGGAAAAACUAACUGGGGUAGCUCGCUAUCACAUUGAAACAUCAACCAAAAUUCAGAAUGAACUUUAUUUAGACCAAGAAGACUUCUUCAUUAAUGGCGAUAUGAAAGUCUUUCCAGACCCACCUCCUCCGGUACGCCCUCCACCUGUGGAAAAGGAGGAAAACAGCACUCUGACCAUCGAGCAGCUUGACAGCCUCCGGGGUCAGUUCUUAGAUACAGCGCCCAAAGGCAGGGAUCCUCCAGACGAUGUGAGUGGAUUCACCAAGAAACAGAAAAGGCCUCGGAAGCUUGACCAUUACCUCCCAAAGAGGAACAAUCAAUUUUUGAAAAUUUGGCUUAAAAAAUACCCUUGGCUUGUAUACGAUGAGAUACUAAAUCUUAUGUUCUGCGGCCUGUGUCGUAAACAUGGAGUGACAUCAAAGGGAAAUCAGGUGAGUUUUUUUUAUGGCACGGAUAACUUCAGGACUGAAUUUCUCAACGCGCAUCAUCUGAGCGAGGCUCACGCCAAGGCGUCCCUCAUGGAAGCCACGAGUGGUUCUCCAGGGAGCAGAGCGACCACGGAGCUGAUGGUGAGGACCAUGAGCAAGGUGAUCCUCGGCAGGGUGGAGAACCUGUUCCGGUCCUGCCACGCCAUCGCCAAGACCGGACGUCCCCUCAAAGACUUCCUCUGGAUGUGUUCGCUGGACGAUAUGAAGGGCGUUGAUAUCGGCCCCGUGUUCAGAACCAGUAAAUCUGCCAGAACUUUUACCUACUUUAUUGCUGAAGUGGAACGGAGAACUCUAAGAGAGAAGUUAGAAAAAAGUCAGUUCUUCUCCGUCCUCAGUGAUGGGAUGGCAGACGGUUCCGUUGAGGAAGCUGAACUCGUGUAUGUGCAGUUUGCACGCGCAGGGAGAGUGCACUGCCAAAUCGUCGGGGUACAGACCGUGGAGAAGAAGGAGCCCCGGGCGAUAAAACGUGCCAUCGAGAAAACUCUAGAGAGAAAUCUUCAACUUCGACUGUCGAACCAAGACUGGGCAAAGAAACUGGUGGGUUUCGGAAGUGGUGGAGCUCCGGGUUCAGAGGGAGAAAACGGCAGUGAGGUGGCCCUGCUCUUAAGGGAAAUCCAGCCAGGUGUGCUGUCUGUAUACUGCUUUGCCCAUCACCUCGAACUAUCUUACCAGGCGGUGUUCCAGAGCGUUCCCCUCUACAACCAUGUGAAAGACCUUCUUCACAGCAUGUGCCGCUUCUAUCACGAUUCUCCUGCUCACAGGAGUGCUCUGGUCACUGCUUUCAAGGGCCUCCACCUUCGACCUGUGAUGCCCUCUCAAGUCAGAGGCCGGAAGUGGCUUCAGGGAUUGCAGGCAGCCCUCCAGAACUUUCUCAAGGGAUAUCCAGCAAUUGUCCAGCAGCUGCAUUCAGCAGAAGAAAGCAGAAGUGACAGCAAUCAUCAGAAAGCCAAAGAACUCCUGGAGUCUCUCCUCCAGGCAGAUGUUGUCAAAUUUGUCCACUUCUUGGUGGAUGUCGUCAAUGUCCUUAGCAUACUGUCCCACGUCAAUCAGAACAGAAAUUCCUCAAUUGCUGAUAUAUUUGCCACCUUAGAGUCAACACUGGAAAUGCUCCGAAUUUACCAGACAAGACCAGGGCCGAAAGAACGUGGGGUGGAUUCAGUCACACACUUUCAUGGUAACUGCCUGGAAGGAAAGGGAAACAUUUCUGAUGUGAGAAACACGGUUUUAACACAUCUUAUCAAGAGGCUGCGAAGCUGUUUCAGAGAUGCCAACCAAGAUGUGGUGAAGGCAACCACGAUUGGAAGCUUUAAACUGUGGCCGGCAAAAAUAAAUCAAGAAUUUGGAGAAAAAGAGGUGGCCAUCCUGAUUGCACAUUAUGAACCAGUAUUAGAGGCAGCCAAGGUGAAAAUUGACCAAGUAGACACAGAAUGGAGCAUGAUGAAAUUGGAGAUCUACUCGAGAUUUCAGAACAUUCGCAAACUCACCUGGGAUUUUGUGAAUUCUGUUUAUUUACACAAGUAUCCAAAUAUCCUGACACUCAUUGACCUUGUGCUGAGCCUGCCUGCAAGUUCAGCUGAGGCAGGACGCGGCUUUAGUCAGAUGAAGCGCACCAGGGCCCAAAUGCAUGCCAGGGUCGAGGCUGACAGCAUGACGGAUCUCCUGAUAAUUCAGUUGAAUUCUCCAGACAUUAACAACUUUGACCCUAGGAAAGCCAUUCAUUUAUGGAAUACAAGAACACCAUCCUCAACUGAUGACACAAGACCUAACUCAGAUUGCUCAUCAAACUCAGAAAGCCUUGGUGAAAGUGACUAGCAAUGUGAUAAAUAUUGACCUCAUCAUUGAUCCUAGCAAAAAGAACUGUUUUCAAAAACCUGAAAUUUAAAAGUCACCAGUCCUCACAUCAAACACUAAAGGCAUUUGGCAUCAUCCAGACAUACAAAGCAAAAAUCCGAAGAUUGGUUUUCCUAUAACCUUCUAAUUCUAGUUCUAUAUUCACACAUUCUUUCACACUCUUUGGGUGAAGUGUAUACCUAAGCAAUGGUACUAUCUUGACAUCAUCUUUCUGAGAGUUAUUGCUAAGGGUAACCAGACUAUAAUUAUGAUCAAGAGUGUCUUUAGGCCUGGCUUACAAUUAACUGUUUUUCCUGGAUAAUUCUAAUGGAUGGCUGCAUUAGAUAAGUAACUUAGGGCCAAAUGGAAAGAACUUUUUUUUUAAUCUGUAAACAAAAGGUGUAAGCUUAUCUAUUUCCAUUACUGCAUUAUAUGUGAAGGUCAUAUUAUUAUAUGCCUUGGUCAUUUAAGAAAAAAGGCCAAAGAUCAAAAUAGUUUUUGCAUUUCACACUAAAGUCUGCAGAUAAAUAAACCCUAUGUGAACUGAAAGUAUUUUCUUAGAACACUUUGCUUGUGCCAUAGGUAUUAGAGACAGUGGAACUAUUUUACAAAUCUACCAGAAAUUUUAAAUACUUGGAGCCUCUUCAUGGUUUCAAUUGAGUUUAUUUCUGGUUUCAUUUAAGGAACAUGAAUGAUUUAUUUCUAACUUAUCUGAAAACCAAUGUAGUAUCACAUACAAAGCUCAUUUUACCAAAACUUCCACUACCUGGGAAAGUUAUUCUCAUUUCUAGAAAAUUGGAUAUUCAGGUUUGGUCAAAAAGGAUGGAGAAUUUGUUUCUGAACAACUUGCUGAAUGGCCAGUCACAUCAAAGAAAGAUAUAUUCUACUCUUGCUACACAGGAAAUUACCUUCCAGAUCUGAACCUUGUGCAUUUUAUUUGAACCACUGAAAUUUUAAAAUGAUUACUACAUUUCCCCAAAGGUUAGAGGAAAUAAUAAAGUUCAUGUUGGACUUGAGAAAUGCUAAAAACUUAGAUAUAGGAAGAAAAAUGUGAGACUCUACACCUGUUUCACUCUUUUUAUUCCUAAACAAAGAAGAAUAGCUGUAUACUCUGGACCUGACAGUUAACCAAAUACAUGUAGGAGUGUCUCCUGGCUCUAGAAGGUACCUCUGCAAUGGAAGUUAGACAUAUUUUAAGCAGAUACACUUAUUUUUGCUUUCCUACUUCUUUUUUAAUGCAUGUGCAUGCAAUUUGAAAUGAGCAACAGACUAAGCAAACAUCUCAUAGUAAAGUAGAUUCAUGUGUAAGAGCAAAAGCCUUUGAAAUAUUAGUGACCUUUUAUAAAAUAUAUCAGAAUGUUUGAGCCAAUUAGAUAACUAAAUUAGCACUUCCAGCGCAGUAAUUUAGUAAUUCAAGUAUCCCUAAAUUUAACCCAAACAA
Molecule: messenger RNA, 5905 nt
Organism: Odocoileus virginianus texanus
Lineage: Eukaryota; Metazoa; Chordata; Mammalia; Artiodactyla; Cervidae
Source: RefSeq, a predicted model, not a curated record